AUGUUCACCAUCUUCACGGACCACAAGCCGCUCACCUAUGCCUUCGUAUCCUCUGGUAACAACUACGCCCCUCGGGAAGUUCGUCAGCUCUCUUACAUCUCCGAGUUUUCAACUGACAUCAGGCAUCUUAGCGGCAAAGACAACACGGCAGCCGACGCCCUCAGUCGUGUCGACACUCUCUUUCAGGUCAUGCACCCACCGCUCGGUACCAGUUUCACACUGGACGCCUUGGCUGACCAGCAACGCACGGACGAGGAAUUGGCCAAGCUCCGUGCUGAUGCACGAUCUGGGCUUCGCUUCCAAGACUUGCUCCUCCCCGGCACGCCAACGGCCGUAGCUUGCGACGUGUCGCUUAGAACACCGAGCCCGUUUGUUUCAGUCACCCUGCGUCGGCAAGUGUUUGACAUGCUCCACACAUUGUCUCAUCCUGGAGUACGGGCCACACAGAAGCUCAGCCCGCUACUCAUCGACCGCUUCAACCAGUGGCCGGAGGCAACACCCAUCCCGGACAUCACCGCAGCCACAGUGGCGGCGGCAUUCGUGACCACCUGGAUUUCACGUUUCGGGGUACCCUCCACCAUAACGACAGACCGCGGAAGGCAAUUCGAGUCAUCUCUUUUUGCUGCCCUCGCCACGCUCCUCAGCGCGCAACGUAUCCGCACAACCGCCUACCAUCCGCCAUCCAACGGCCUCGUGGAGCAAUUCCACCGUCACCUCAAGGCCGCAUUGAAGGCCCACGUCAACCCCACCGCCUGGACGGAAGCCUUGCCGGUGAUACUCCUGGGACUCCGGUCUGUUUUCAAACCCGACUUGGGCUGCACCUAUGCCCAACUGGUCCAUGGAACAACCUUGCGGCUUCCAGGCGAAUACUUCGCACCACAUCCCACCGGGACCAUUCCCGAUCCCACGGACUAUGUCUCCCGCCUUCGCGAUGUCUUCGCCGGUGUCCGUCCCGCACACACGCGCCUGGGCUCCGCCACCAAGGUGUACGUCCAUCCGGACCUCUCCACGUGCACGCACGUCUUUGUGCGCGUCGACGCUGUUCGGAAACCCUUGCAGCCCCCCUACAACGGUCGCUACCUCGUCAUCGCUCGCUCUCCGAAGCAUUUCACGAUCCGCAUCAACGCGAAAGCAGAGGAGAUCUGCAUCGACAGGCUCAAGCCGGCCUACACCCAGUCGCCGCCAUCAACCGACGUCAACUUCCUGAAGACCGAUGAUUAUUCCCCUGCCAGACCCCCUUUGCAGCCCGCCAAGCGCAGUCUGCGGGUCUCAUGGGCGCCUAAACUGUGUCAUCACUCAUGGUCUUCGCCCAUUCGCUAG
Messenger RNA from Ornithodoros turicata, 1320 nucleotides. RefSeq lists its product as uncharacterized. The transcript has 2 exons. Bases 1 to 1320 code for a protein of 439 amino acids. NCBI's taxonomy places the organism in Eukaryota, Metazoa, Arthropoda, Arachnida, Ixodida, Argasidae. The record is from RefSeq and is a predicted model, not a curated record. Gene Ontology annotation, biological process: DNA integration. Gene Ontology annotation, molecular function: nucleic acid binding.